AACGACGUCUCGGAAGUUCUCUCCUCCCCUCCCCACCAUCCCUUUUCAGGCACCUCAUCAGCCACCCCCUCCUCCCCCCUCCCUUCCCCUCCUCCCCCCUCCCUUCCCCUCCUCCCCCCUCCCUUCCCCUCCUCCCCUCUUCGUGCCACCUCCUUUUUUUGAGUCCUCCCACCACCCCUUCCCCCCCUACCACCCAUUCCCUCUUUUCACCCCUUCUCCCCCCCCCCCCCCCACCCCUUCCCCCUGA
Messenger RNA from Closterium sp. NIES-65, 247 nucleotides. The record is from the annotation of a GenBank genome assembly. NCBI's taxonomy places the organism in Eukaryota, Viridiplantae, Streptophyta, Zygnematophyceae, Desmidiales, Closteriaceae.